GUAAUUGAAACUUACCCUAAGCUCCUUUUAUCUCCACUCUAGAGGUAACCCCGAUUAUUGCUGACUUAAGCAUCGGAGUGUCUACCCCGAGGUCCACCUCGGGGCUUUGCAUGUCAUUCCGGAGUGCAGUUGCGGACUGAAGAAGGACUUCUGGUUCGUUGCAAUUACAUUGGCGCCGUCUGUGGGAAUCGAACUGAAAGCUUUCUAGUUGCUCUUCCAUCAUGGUUCACACUCGAUCAGUUCGAGCUGGUAAUUCAUCUCUGCCUCUUGGGCAAGGUCAACCACCUACCAACCUUCCACCUCUGAUCCCACCUCAAAUCCCAACUCAACUUCCACCUCAGCUUCCACCUCAGGUCCCAAUUAUGUUCCCUCUUGUUGAUCAUGCAGAAGGAGGAGAUGAAAAUCAACCUCACACCUCAGCUCACAAUUCAACCUCCACUUCCAAUCAAGACGUAGUGGCAGCUCAGCUUGCUGCCAUGCAACAACAGUUCGGUGUUUUUCAGUUGAAUCCUCAACUAGUUCAACUUGCUCCUGCUAUUAGCGAAUCUCAGGCUCAAUCCCACAUCGCACCCGCUCAACAACCCAUCCCUGAUGAUGUUACUCGCCGCCUCGAUAGCUUGGAAAAGCUAGUAGCCGAACACCGAGGUGCUCUGCCCCCACACCACGCUACUGAUUCUAUACCUCACCCUCUGAAUACCAACAUUACACUGGAACCCUAUCCUGCUGGCUUCAAAAUACCACAACUGGAGACUUAUGAUGGGACGAAGGAUCCCGAUGAUCAUCUGCAUGCUUUCUACUCUUGCAUGCAAGCUCAGAACGCCUCUGACGCGUUGAUGUGCAAGAUCUUCCCCUCUACUCUUCGAGGUAAUGCCCGAACUUGGUAUUACAGUUUACCUCCGAGGUUAAUUAGGUCAUAUACAGAAAUGGCAUCUGCCUUUGCCACUAAGUUUUCCAGUAGAAGGUUGAUUAGGAAAACUACUUCUAAGCUGAUGAGAGUUAAACAAAGGGAUGGAGAAUCUCUCAAGAACUAUAUGAGCAGGUUCAAUGAUGCGGUAUUGGAGGUUAGUUCCUUUGAUCAGGCUAUGGGGAUUGCAGCUGUGAUCUCUGGUCUUAAGCAUGACAGGUUCAGAGACAGUUUGAUCAAACAUGUUGCCACCACCUUCAGCGAGGUGAAUGAUAGGUCUCUCAAAUUUAUAACUGCUGAGGAGUACGCCCUGGCGCAAAACCCACCUCCCUCUAAGAACCAGAACCCAGAUUGGAGAGAUGACAACCCGAGCAGGAAAAGGAUGAGGGUGGCGCAGAACCGAGGUCCGAUGUUGACUUCCCUGCCGAGAUUCGGAAGGCCGGACUCAACACCCCCGCAGCAAUCUGCAGGUAAACCUCCAGCUAAUUGGACUCCCUUUAAUCUGCCGAGGUCGCAAAUUUUUAUGCAGAUUAAGAACAAAAUGGACUUGAGACGUCCUGGCCCAAUGCGAACUGCUGUUGCUAGUCGAGACCAUACCAGAUAUUGUGAUUUCCACCAGGAUCACGGCCAUACUACAGAGCAGUGUAACAGCUUAAAGUCCGAACUAGAAAGUUUAGCUCAGAAGGGAAUGCUGAAUGAGUAUGUUCAGAAAGCUGAACAACCGAGGUUUGUCAGAGAGCAGAGGCUGCAGCCUCAAGGAGUCCGCAAUCCCCCAAAUAGACAAGGUGUGGGAUAUCAGCAAGCCCCACCUCCGCUCCCACCACCGGCUAGAAUCAUACAUAUGAUUACGGGAGGCCUUGAAGUAGGUGGACUGAGCUCUAAGCAGCGAAAGCUGUAUGUCAGAGAAGUUAAGCAUCAAAACCGAGCUCAGAAGCGGAAGAUUGACGAUGCUGAGUGGAAAAAUCAGCCCAUUACUUUCACAUCUGCUGACCUCAACACAGUUGUUACACCCCACAAUGAUCCUCUGGUCACUUCUGUCAUGAUCAACAACUGUGAAGUACAGCGUGUCCUUGUUGACACCGGGAGUGCACUCGACAUCAUGUACUUUCACUGUUUCAAGAGUCUGGGGCUAGAUCCAGCAUUGUUGCAGAAGUAUGAUGGUCCUAUCUAUGGUUUCAACAACCAACCUGUUCCGGUAGAAGGAGUUCUUACCCUCCAUGUGGCUUUUGGGAGUGUGGUUGAUCCUGUGAUGAUGAAGUAUGUAGCCUUGGUGGCCGAGCUGAAGUGCAAAUUCCAGAAAUUCUGUCUGAGUAAAAUCCCCCGAGCUAAGAACGAACAGGCAGAUUCACUCUCCAAGUUUGCCUCUGAUAGCUCUUUAAGUUCCAGAUCUGUUUUUGUAGAAGUCUUAGAUGAACCAAGCUUCACGAAGCCUUGGGUGAUGGAGAUUAGCACAAACCCUGACAUGCUGAGCUGGACUGAUUCGAUUGUCUCCUUUUUACGAGAUGGGAUCGUACCUGAGGAUAGCCCUUAUGAAGCUGAAUAUGCACUUCGAGAGGUACAUGAAGGUAUCUGUGGGAGCCAUGUCGGUGCUAGGACUCUGGCUCACAAGGUCUUAAGGCAAGGGUAUUACUGGCCCAACAUAUACAAAGAUGCCACUUACUUUGUUCAGAAAUGCCCGAAAUGUCAAUUCUUCGCACAUCUGACUCACCAACCAACAGAAGAACUCACAAACAUGGUAGCACCGUGGCCAUUUGCUCAGUGGGGACUGGAUCUUUUAGGCCCAUUCGUGAAAGGGGUUGGUGGUGUAACCCAUAUGGUUGUUGGUGUGGAUUAUUUUACAAAGUGGGUUGAAGCUCGGCCUUUAUCUAGUCUUACCUCUAAGAAGGUUGAAGAUUUUGUUUUCAGCUCGAUCAUCUGCAGAUAUGGGAUCCCAAAUCAGAUUGUGGCUGAUAAUGGAACUCAAUUCAAUUGCUCCUCAUUCCGCGAUUUCUGUUCCAGUUAUGGGAUCAAGUUACAGUUCACCUCUUUCAUUCCCUUCUGUUAAUAAAUGUCACUUCACAUUUGAAGUGCUUUAUCUGCUUUUAAUUUGUUCGCAAUGCUGUACUUGUUCCUAAUUCAUAUGAAGUGGCUUACUUCUUCUUAACUCGUCUGAAGUGAAUUACUUCUUCUUAAUUCUUCUUAAUUCGUCUCAAGUACUCUCAGUUCUUUCAUUCAUAAAACAUAACAAAAAUA
Molecule: messenger RNA, 3136 nt
Organism: Rubroshorea leprosula
Lineage: Eukaryota; Viridiplantae; Streptophyta; Magnoliopsida; Malvales; Dipterocarpaceae
Source: the annotation of a GenBank genome assembly